AUGUUGCCUUAUCAUGAUGGUGCUACCGUUCUUGAUGAAGAGAUGAUGCCUAUAGAACAACAACAGCACCAACACCAACAACGUGAACGUAGUCUUUCACCGGAUAGUUUAGAACAAAGAUUAUUUAAACAUCAUAUAAUACCAGAUAAUAAUGAUGAUGAUGAUGAUGAAUCAUUUUUAUCAUCAUCAUCAUCUUUAGUCGAUUCAAUCAGUAUUGAUCAACAACAACGUCAAUUAAAUUCAACAAAAACUAUUGUUCAUAAAUUAACAUCUCAUGGUCUUCUUAGUACUUUAUCAUUUUCAAAUGAUGACGAUGAUGAUGAUGAUAUUGAUGAUGAUCUUGAUGAAAUUCAUAUUGAUCAAGAUGAAGUUAAUUUACUUUUUUCUGAUCCAGAUGAUGGUGUUUUAUGUCGAUUUUCUAAUGAAUUAAAUGAUAUUGAUGAUGAUUAUGAUGAUGAAAAUGAGGGUUUUCGUAGGUAUAUACAUCCUUUACCUCAUGUGACAUCAUCAAAUUUUGUUAUUCCAUCAUCCUCAUUAUCAUCAUCAUCCUCAUUACAAGAUCAACAAGUAUAUUCUUCUUAUCAUUUUCUUGAUCCAAUAUCUGAAGCUGCUAGUGAAGAAGAACGUCGAGCAGCUAUAUCAAUAAUUCGUCAACAACAAAAACAUAAACAUAGUACAUCAUCAUCAUCGUCAUCAUUAUCAAUAAGUGCUAAUGGACAUUGUGAUGGUGAUACAACAACUAAUGAUAAUCUUUCAACAUUAAGUGAUAUUGAUGAACAAAAUACAUCAAUGGAUGAAAAUUCAUUUUCACAAACAUGUUCACUAUUUCGUGAUCAACAACAUAUAAAUAAAAAACGACGUCAUAAAGAGAUUUGUUCUAUAAAUUGGUCAACAAUGAACGGAAGUAAGUUCGAUUAA
Rotaria sordida is the source of this 918-nucleotide messenger RNA. Lineage: Eukaryota; Metazoa; Rotifera; Eurotatoria; Philodinida; Philodinidae. The record is from the annotation of a GenBank genome assembly.